UUUUUUUUUUUGUAUAGAUCAUGACAGAGGACAAUAUAAAAGUUCUUGUGACAGGUUCUACCUAUGGUAAAUUUAAAGAAUUGUUUACCAAAGUAAAGCAAAUACACGAAAAAUACGGUCCUUUUCAUGUCCAUUUGUGCACAGGUGAUUUCUUUGACGCGGACACACCUCAAGCAUCCAUUGAUGCCUUGUUACAUCACCAAAUAGAUAUUCCAUUGACCACUUAUUUUAUCAAUGGCAGCCAACCUCUUCCAGACAUGGUACAAAAGCACUUGGAAGCAACUGACGGAGAACUUUGUCCCAACCUGUAUUAUCUCGGUAAACAAGGUGUCUUGACUACAUCAGAAGGACUUCGAAUUGCAUUUAUUUCAGGCCAAUCAAAUGAGACCGAAUCGUCUGCUUCUGCUUAUACACAAGCCGAUGUACAGAAAUUAUGCUUGACUCACAUACCUGUCAGUUCACCACCUGGCGUGGACUUACUGCUGUCUUAUCAAUGGCCUGAAGGGAUUGACAAUCUCAGUCAAGCACCCAUUCAUCCAUCUGAUUCGUCUCCUUGGAUAGCUGAAUUAGCCACUGCUUUAAAACCUCGGUAUCAUUUCGCUGCUUCUCAUCCUCAGUUUUAUGAGCGAGAGCCUUACAAGAAUAUCAUGGCUGGAUUACCCGAGGAAAGACCUGCACUACAUGUCACUCGAUUCAUUGGUCUGGGUCAUGUCUUGAAUACAGAAAAGCAGCGUUGGUUUUAUGCGUUUAAUUUAGUACCCCUUUCAAAAUUACCUAAAGAGGCAUUAGAGACCUUACCAGACAAUACAACAGAAUGUCCAUUUGUGUCAAAUAAACGCAAAUGGGUGGAUCAAGAGGAAGAUCAAGGCUUCUUUUGGUCCAAAGAAGCCAAGCGAGUCAAAGGCAGUCAACCACCUCCUGGCUAUGUCUGUAAACGAUGUAAAGUAGAAGGUCAUUUUAUUAAAGAUUGUCCUAUGGGCAACACAACUCCUCCUGAAGGUUAUGUCUGUAAACACUGUCAAGGAUCAGAUCAUUUUGUGCAUCAAUGCCCUCAUACAACCAAGCCUACCUUGGAUUCUUGUUGGUUUUGCUUAGCAAAUCCAAAACUAGAGAAGCAUUUGAUUGUAUCGAUUGGAAAUGAACUCUACAUGACACUUGCCAAGGGACCUGUGAUUUCACAAGGAGGUGUACCAGGCAAAGGUCAUGUUUUGUUGAUUCCCAUUACACAUUAUCCUACAUUUGGACUUGUUCCACAAGAAUCACAAAAGGAUGUCAUUACAGAAUUAGUCAAGUACAAGAGCAGUCUUCGUCAGUUAUUUAAUGCUUAUGAUCAAGACAUGGUUGUGUUUGAAGUCUCAAGAGAUUCUCAGCGUGGUUUAUCCCAUGCUCAUUUACAAGUAGUUCCUAUUCCUAAAGACAAAGCAGAUCAAGUGGAACGAGUCGCAAGAGAAUUGGCUGCUGCUCAUCAGGUUGAAUGGGUGGAUAAAGUGCCUCAAAACCCUCGUAUUCCUUAUUUUAAGCUGGAUUUACCUAAUGGUCAAUCUUUAGUGCAUGUAAUACAGCCUAGAGAACGCUUUAAUUUACAGUUUGGAAGAUUGGUAGUAGCCACUGUAUUAGGUUUACCUGAAAGAGAAGAUUGGAAGGCUUGUAGUGAGACAGAAGAAGAAGAGAAAGAGAAUGCUACACUUUUUAAAGAAGCAUUCAAAGCCUAUGAUUUUUCUUUAACUCAAUAAAAUCCAAGAAAUAAAAACGCCGCUUAAAAAAAAA
Molecule: messenger RNA, 1767 nt
Organism: Gilbertella persicaria
Lineage: Eukaryota; Fungi; Mucoromycota; Mucoromycetes; Mucorales; Choanephoraceae
Product: CwfJ C-terminus 1-domain-containing protein-like protein
Exons: 7
Coding region: 21-1733 (570 amino acids)
Biological process (GO): mRNA splicing, via spliceosome
Cellular component (GO): post-mRNA release spliceosomal complex
Molecular function (GO): RNA lariat debranching enzyme activator activity; zinc ion binding; nucleic acid binding
Source: RefSeq, a predicted model, not a curated record